AUGGGUCUUUGUUCGGCGUAUUUCGCGAUACUAAGAAGAACUAUUCUAUUAACCACGAGCAAAUUUCAAAAGGAAAAUGAUGAACUUUAUACCAAUGAUUGCGAAAAGUACAACGAGCAAGUACAUGACAAUUUAAGCAAAUGCGUAGAACAUCAUUUGGCAGUAAUUAAGUUUACUGAGGAUAUUGAGAACAUUUUCCGUUAUGUAUUUUUAAGCCAAUUUGUGUGCAGCGCUGGUGGAAUUUGCUUGGUUGGUUUUACAUUUAUAAACGCCGAACCAGGAAGUGUGGAGUUUAUAUUCGCUUUAAGUUUCCUGGGAACACUCAUGUUUCAGAUCACCUUGUAUUGUUCGUACGGUAACGAAGUCACAAUUCAGAGUUCGCGUGUAUUGGACGCAUGCUACAUGGCGGAAUGGGUUUCUUGCGGACCCAAGGUGCGCCAAUGUCUCUUCAUUAUCAUGGAACGGUCAAAACGUCCGAUGGUUUUGACGGCGGGAAAAUUUGUAAAUCUUUCAUUGGCCUCACUUGUUGCUGUAUUUAAAUCAGCUGGUUCUUAUGCAAUGGUUUUAUAUCAUCUAUACAAUCCAUAACGUCAUAUUGUGGCGAAAAG
Photinus pyralis (common eastern firefly) is the source of this 608-nucleotide messenger RNA. Its product is annotated as odorant receptor 94a-like. NCBI's taxonomy places the organism in Eukaryota, Metazoa, Arthropoda, Insecta, Coleoptera, Lampyridae. Gene Ontology annotation, biological process: detection of chemical stimulus involved in sensory perception of smell; sensory perception of smell. Gene Ontology annotation, molecular function: odorant binding; olfactory receptor activity. Bases 1 to 588 code for a protein of 195 amino acids. The record is from RefSeq and is a predicted model, not a curated record. The transcript has 5 exons. Gene Ontology annotation, cellular component: plasma membrane.